CCCCUGGAGGGGUCCCCGGCGCGGCCGCUCAGCCCCACGCGGCUGCAGCCGCUGCUGCCGCCCGAGGCGCGGCGCGUCCCCGAGUUCCGGGAGGUGGCGAGGGUCCUGGCCGAGAUGCCGCGACCCCUGAAACGCCGGGGGUCCAUGGAGCAAAGCCCCGGGCCCGCCGCGCCCCCGAGCCGCACCCGUCAGUACCAGCAGCUCAUCACCCGCCUGCUGCACCGCGCCGCGCCUGUCGCGACAGCGGCGACAGCGGCGACAGCGGCGACAGCGCCGGGGGAUGGCGGCACCGAGGUCACCGCUCCGGUAGAAGGGCAGAGCCCCCCGACCCCCGGUGUCCCCAGGGUGUCCCUGGGGGUGACAGGGCGCUGUCCCCAGCUGAACGACCCGAGCCAGCCCAACGACGAGGGCAUCACGGCGCUGCACAACGCCAUCUGCGGCGCCAACUACGCCGUGGUGGAUUUCCUGAUCGCCAGCGGCGCCAACGUCAACUCCCCGGACAGCCACGGAUGGACCCCCCUGCACUGCGCGGCCUCGUGCAACGACACCGGGGUGUGCGUGGCCCUGGUUCGCCACGGCGCCGCCGUGUUCGCCACCACGGGCAGCGACGGCAGCAUGGCCGUGGACAAAUGUGACCCGUACCGCGAGGGCUACGCCGACUGCGCCAGCUACCUCACUGAGGUGGAGCAGGGCAUGGGGGUCCUGAACAGCGGGGUGGUGUACGCGCUGUGGGAUUACAGCGCCGAGUUCGGGGACGAGCUGUCGUUCCGCGAGGGGCAGCCGGUGACGGUGCUGCGGCGUCAGCCCCCUGACGAGCUCGAGUGGUGGUGGGGGUCCCUGUACGGCCACGAGGGCUACGUGCCCCGAAACUACUUUGGGCUCUUCCCGAGGGUGCGGCCGCAACGGAAGAAAAUCUGAGGAGGGGUCCUGGGGGAUUCCUUUGUUGUCCCCCCCACCACUCUGUGGUGUCCGUCCCUGCCCCUCCCCCCCCGGUGUCACAGGGGUGUCCCCCCACCCCUUUUUUUUGGGAACUUGGGGAAUAAAAAGACUUUGAAUGAUC
Messenger RNA from Malurus melanocephalus (red-backed fairy wren), 1060 nucleotides. It is a transcript of the gene PPP1R13L, whose product is annotated as protein phosphatase 1 regulatory subunit 13 like. The transcript has 5 exons. Gene Ontology annotation, molecular function: transcription factor binding. The record is from RefSeq and is a predicted model, not a curated record. NCBI's taxonomy places the organism in Eukaryota, Metazoa, Chordata, Aves, Passeriformes, Maluridae. The annotation marks the transcript as partial. Gene Ontology annotation, biological process: regulation of transcription by RNA polymerase II; positive regulation of cell differentiation.